AUGUGUGAGAGGCGACGCAGUAGUCAGUCACACGUGACUGUCACAUGCUUAUCCAGACAGGGAACGAGUAGAAUGAAAGCGUAUAAUGCAGAAGAAGACAGAUCAGAGUCAGAACAGAAGUUAGCCGGUGAUCUACCCGAGACAAGAGAGCCCGGAAAGCAUGAAAGUACAGAGAGUGAUGUCAGUUGGUCCUACGAGUCACAGGAGCCGGAUCAAACCACCGAACUGACACGCCUCUCGAGAUUAUCACAAAUGAAUUUGAAUGUCGGUUUUCCCAGUAGCUACGCCACGCAACUGAUUCAACUGACGGCCGAGGCGGCACAACGUCAAGAAAAGGAAGAGAUUGAACAGAGUUGGCAAACGCUGAAAAAGCACAGCAAACUGCGAAGAAAAUCCGCAGCACUUUUAUCCACCGCGGCUAGAGCAGAACCACUGCUCCCGUUAUCAAAUGUUGCGAGAAACGCGCUGCAUGAAUUACAACUGAUCUGGAUUAUGUUUCAAUACACUGUGAUUGUUGUGUUGUUUAGUAAGUUGACUUGGAAUGCAAAACUGCGUGGUCCCGUGGACCAAGUGCCAAAAUAUUCCGCCUAUCGAAUGCCCUCUAUUCCGGGGCAAGAUCAAAUGAAUACACGUCUGUUGAUGUUUGUCAUUCUGACAGCGUUCCUCUAUCUACCGGCUUGUCUGUUGCACUUUGUCUACGUGUUGGACGAUAUUCCAGAUGAGUGA
Molecule: messenger RNA, 726 nt
Organism: Echinostoma caproni
Lineage: Eukaryota; Metazoa; Platyhelminthes; Trematoda; Plagiorchiida; Echinostomatidae
Source: the annotation of a GenBank genome assembly